GCGAGUCCAUCAGUCGUUGCGUUCCUUAGCCGUCGUGCAAAAGUAGCCUAGUUGAUUCAAACCACUUUAGCAAACCACACCGUUACAAGCAAAAAUAGCAAAAAGUAUCUAUAUAAAGCAAUUUAGAGCUAAGCAAAGCAAAGCCAAAGCCACAGUAAAAGCGUUAUAAAUCUGUAUGCUGCAAUCAAAAUAUUAAUUAGAAGGCAAUUUCUUUAUUCAAUACCGCGCACUCUCCCACUCUCUUUUGCAAUAAUCCAAUGUAUUAUCAGACCGCAGCGGAUUGAAUUGAAUUUAAUUUCUUUGAAUAUAUCGACUAAGUUUCGAAAAGCGUUCAAGUGCAAUCACAUAAAUACAAAGCAAAAAAAAAAAAAAAGAAAAAUAACAAAAACAACAUCAACAACAAAAAUAUACAAAAAGUAAAUAAAUCUUUGUAAAGCUUUAGUGUAAAUUUCAAGAGCUUCGUAAGUAGUUGUGAAUUAUUUUUUUUGCUGGGUAAUUUCAAACACAAAUUGUAAAUAAGCUAAACAAACGAAUAAAAUAGUAAAUAAUAAUUGAAAAGAUAAGUAAAAAAUAUUAGAUUGGUUAUUUUCGCAUAAACUCAGUGAAAAACAGAUUACACCAGAAUUAGUGUGGAUUUAGACUCAGUUCCGCUUCAAACAAUCACAAAAAUUUACAUAGAACUUUGUUCACAUAUGAAUGUGUGCAAAGGAAAUAUAAACAAAUAAAGAAAAAGACCUCAAAUAAGCCAACUUCUGGAUCAUAUCCUGCUUUAACUGCUAAGAAGCCGGCAAGUAUUUGAAAACCAAUCAGGAUUUUCGUGCGAGUGUGCUUUUUGGAAUUUGUUAGUGUUAUUUCCUUAUUGCUUAAGUGUUGUUCUCUGUUAGUGGUUAACUGUUAUAACAGCGAAAGCGCGUCUAAGGAACUGCUUAACUGUAGUAAAACGACAACGAGUAAAUCGAAACUAAAUUGCUAGUAAUUUGCAGCAACUUCUCAGCUUGGAUUAAAAUAGUCAAUCAAUAACAACUAAAAUAAUAAAACUUUGCUAAUACACCAAUGCAAUAAGCAGAAUAAAUAAAAGAACCGUUGAGAUAUAAACUGAGAAACUCAGUAUCCUCAAACAAACGCAAAUAAAGGCAAACGUGUAUAAAAAGCAAAUAUAUUAUCAAAGCAUUAAUAAGGUGCCAUUUUGCCAUCGCAGAGACCGUCGCUUCUCACAAAGUUAGUGUUUCUUUGCUCUGCUUUAAAGCUUCUGCGGGUAAUCCUUGCGAUAAAUCGCGUUCCGUAUUAGGCGCCUUAAAUCAGUUUAUUGUCAGCGUUUGGCCGACGGCAGUGUAUUUGUGUGUUAAGCGCCAACUCUGAAGCGCUGCAAGUAAAACAGGCUGUUGUAACUUUUUUAAGGAGAGCUUUACCAAGAAUUGUCACCAAACCGCUUAGGCACUGUUACACAGCUCGUGUACUUGUGUGCGUGCGUGUGUUGCUAAUUUCUCUUCCGACGCGUUAACUAAAAGCCAACAAAAUUUCACACUUUGGAGUAAAUCUGUUUUACGUUAAGCAGCCAGCGGAGAUUUUUCCACCGCCAACGCAGGCGAUUAAAGCGAUCAGUCCACCAGCGGCAAUACAAGCAGCUCCCGCCACCAUUCCAACGAAGAAACUCGUCAUGGUGACGCGAACGAAGAAAAUUUUCGUGGGUGGGCUGUCGGCGCCCACAACACUGGAAGAUGUUAAAAGUUAUUUCGAGCAAUAUGGACCGAUUGAGGACGCUAUGCUGAUGUUCGAUAAGCAGACCAAUCGGCAUCGAGGUUUCGGCUUCGUAACAUUUCAGAGCGAGGAUGUGGUAGAUAAAGUUUGUGAAAUUCAUUUCCAUGAGAUCAACAACAAAAUGGUCGAAUGCAAGAAGGCGCAACCAAAGGAAGUAAUGCUGCCGGCUAAUUUGGCUAAGACGCGUGCUGCCGGCCGCUCUGCUUACGAUAACAUCAUGUGGGGACUGGGGACACUACCCGAUGGAUUUCCGGCAGCCGCCUAUGCAGCCUAUGCAGCCGGACGUGGUUACUCGGGAUAUCCAAGCUUCGGCUUGCCUUACCCUGCUGUGGAUUUAACUAACGGACAAUUAACGCCGAACAACAACACACCGCUCCUCACUCAAGCCCUUUCAGUGAUGAAUAAUUAUCAAGCUGCAGCCGCAGCAGCCCAUAGCUUUGGGCCUUCUGCAUCCCCACACACCACCACCACCCGACAAGGUUUUCCUUCGACCAACUCUCCUGGUCCAACCAUUGAUAUGUACAGCUCUAACGCUGCCGACAACGUCGGUUAUGUACAGGCAACCAGUCCGCAACCCUCUGGAUUUCCAAUAGCCGUUAGUCGGGCACCAUUAAACUACAGUCCGGGACCACUAAUUCCUGCGGCGUUCACAAAUGGAUACCAUUAAGCAUUGGCAUAGCAUCGUAAUAAUUUGUAUGUCAGCAUCAAUAAUGAAUCUAAAAAAUAAUAGACAAAUUUGACAACAAAUGCGUUUUUGGGAUGGCGUGGAAUUAAAAAGCACACAGGAAGUUGAAAAAGUUACCAGAAGUCAACACAAGAAUAAGAUAGCCAAAUACACCAAAUACAAGCAUACAAAUAUAUAUAUAUAUAUAUAUAUAUAUAUAUAUAUAUAUGUAUAUUAAUAUUAAAAUAUUUAGAAUAAAUUAUUAAUUAAGUGAAACAUAUAACCAUACAUACUUACGCUAUGUAUACAAGAAUCACGCAAAUGUAUUGAGAUUCUUACUUAUGUAAGUAAUGAUAUACAUACAUACACACUCAUAUACGAGCAACGUUAGGUAUUGUGUUAUUUGUUAAUAAAAAUAAAAUUAUGUUAAUAUCUACUUUCACAAUUUUAAAACAAAGAUGGCAGCAAAUUUUAAUUGCAAAUCAAUUACACUCAUACAUACACUUACAUAUGUAAAAACAAAUCUAAGGUAAAUGGAUCGAGCGGAAAGCAGCGCUGGCGUUAGUUAGUUUGUGAAAUAUUUAAAUCAAAUGCACCUCCUAAUUGAGAACCCAUCCAAAAGUAACAAAAAUCGCCAUGUCGUAUGAUUAACACUUUCGAAAUCCACACAUUUCUACAUAUGUUAAAAGGUCAAGCAAGACUGUAAAUCAUUUUGAAACUCAAAUAAUUUGUGGAUGAACAAUUGCUGAUAGGUUGAUUGUGUAAAUUUCAUAAUUAAUUGUUUGCCAAUGCAUUUAUUGAACAUUGAAUUAAUUCCAAUAAGCUUUUUUACGGUUUUAAGCAAACAGAAGCAUGAAAGCAAACAAAUGCAUACGCAUGUAUGUACCUACAUAUUUGAAUGCGUUCUUAAUUACUUACCUUAAAGAGUCAAUAAUAUUGAUUGGAUAGUCAUGAAAUUAUUAUUAUAUUAGUUCAAAUAUCUACCCCUCCAUGCUCAUCGGUGGUCAAGUUUUGACCCCUUGAGCGCGUCGAAACCGAUAUCGUAACUAAUAUAUUAAAUAUGUGUCACUUGUUAUAUGCAGGCUUUCGAACCAACACAUGAUCGUAAUACUAGACAUUCAGCUGUUUGAGAACGAUUCAAAUUAAAUAUAAUAUUAUAAAAUAUUUAAUAAUUUCUUCGUGUAACCAAAUUUACACAAUUUGCGACUUUCAAAUCAAUCAAAAUCAACUGCUAAUGCGCACAGACGUUUAUUUCGUUGGAUCUACGUGUAUGCGUAUAUAAAUAAAACUCACAAACCUCUGAAAUUACGUUCAACACUACAACAAUUCAUAGAGAAUGCAUGUACAUAUUUCUAUUUGAACAAAUUAAGUGGCACUUCUCAUAAACUAACAUAUCGCUCGCUGCUUAAGAUCAAACGUUAUUGCUUUCUCGCUCAGUUUCAGUUUAAGCGUUGGACGUUUAUUGCCACCCGCUAGCUUUUAUAGUGAAUUCUGGCUUUUUUUGAGUUUAUCUUAUAUGUAAUGCCAUCCGUAACGUUUUGAACUAGUUAGCUAAAAUAUACGUAUUCAAUAAAUGGAUGUUUGUUUAUGUGUGCAGUUACAAAAACAAAUUAAACCAUUGAUUAUGCUAAAUUGAAAAAAUAAAAUUAAAACUGCAACAUUUAUCAGGAGGAACCCAACGCUGAGAGUUUGCAUAAACCUGCUAAAACAAACAGCAGAAAAAGAGUCACUCUUUCUCUCUGUUUAAACCUUCAGAAAUUUGUUUAGCCGCCCUUUUGAGUUUAGUAAUCCUAAGAAUUAUAUCGAAAAAGCCGACGGGAAAUUGAUUACAUCCUCAACAUAUCGGGCUAAAAUUAAUUCCUUCAUUUACAUAAAAAAAAAAGUCCGAUCACAAAAAAAAACAGUACUUUUGCAAUAUCCACAGCUCUUGGCACUCUUUAAAUGUUGAUUGACAAAUUUUUUUCUACAUCCUCAUAAGAAACAAAAAUGAACCUGUAAUCAGUGAGUCCUAUGAAAUUUGCCAAAAAAACUGUUCACUCGUCUAAGAUUUUUAGUGAACAAUUUUUACAAUGAACAUAUUAUUAAAAAUCAUUAAAUUAAAAGAGCAUACACACAGAACAGAAUAAUAAACUGAAUACUUUAAAACAACAAUAACUAAAAUAAUUGAAAAUUUAUUAAAAUAGGAAGCAUAAAAACGGUCAAUAACCGGCGAAAGCUUUUGGCGAAAGUCAAACGACGACGACAACAACAACAAAAACAGCAAUAAGAAAAAUGCAAUUAAAACAUGUUUUCGAUAAUGCACCGUUAGCAAGCGUCUGACAGCAAUGGAACACUUGCUUAAUACUACUUACAACAAAAUACUUACAAUAUAUACAAUACAUGCAUAAAUAUACAUAAUGAAAAAUAACAAAUCUAGCGGUAAUAAUUUGAAACACCAAUUUUAAUAGUACGGCACUUCAUACAUACAUACUUACAGUAAAUAUUAAAUAAAUAUAUUAAAUAAACAGAUUAAUUGAUAACAAUAUAUACAUAAAUAUGUGAGGAUUAUAUACUUGUGAAAUUAUAAAAAAAUAUAAAAAAGUAUACCAAAAAGGCAAAAAUGCUAUGAAAUAACUUUGUUAAAUCAAGCGUGAUGCUAUGGAGAAAAUUAUUUCUAGUUAAAUAAGAGUUUAAAUAUGUAUGUAUGUUCAAGUGUAGCGAUCAACAAUCCAAAAAAGGAUAACAAUAUUUUGAAUUGCUACUGUCAGACGGGUAAUGGAAAGAGGAAAAGUAUUAUAUUAUAUAUUAAAUACUGCAAUGAAAGUAGAAACUGUAAGCCAAAAAAUCAAAUUCAGCAGAAGAAAAGAAAAAAUGCAAGUAAACUGGGAUCGAUCAAGAGUGGGAGGUAUUUAUAAAUAAAUAAAUUGAAAACACAAAAAUAAAAAAUUAAAAUGAAAAACGUUAUUAUUAGAAAAAUGAGUAACCUUAAGUGACAAAAGUGUUUAAAACCAAGCGAAGCAAUAUGCUUUCAAACAAAGCAAAUUGUCUACACACAUAUUAGUAUUUGAAGAGUAAAACGAUGAAGAAUGUGAAUAUAUACAUACAUUUAUACAUUAAUUUCAUAAAAGUGCAUAAUGCUUUGAAUUGGUAUACUGUAGAGGGCAGCUCACCUAGCCUGGACGUCAACCUGGUUCUUGGCCGAGCUUAGCGAUUUAGUGGCGUCAAUUGCAUAUUACAGUGCUGGGAUUUUGAAGCACCAAAGACAAAAUUAAUUAAUGAGAAAAUAACUUAAAAACUGAAAUUUAAGGAAAUUUGUAGUUUUUAGAUAGGAUGAAAUUGUGGCAAAGCAACUGCAAAGAAAAUAAUGUAAUAAAAAUAAAAAUUAAAUAUAGUAACGAAUAAAGUAAAACAAAAGUCUAAAUAGAAGAUGCAGAAUCAGAAUCAGAUAUUGUUAUUAGUGAAGAAACUGUGCUUAAGCUUUUGGUGAAGCUUAAGCUUGCUAAAACCCUGUGCUCGUAGAUAGAAUUGGACGAAGCAUAAUAGUUAGGCGAAGUGUAGAGAGCAGCUAAUGGAUAAAUCAUGCAAAGGCAGAGUUGAAGUUUUUUGUUUAAUAGCCAAAGUGGCUUAAAGAUUGAUCGACUACUAGCACCCAUGCAAUUGUAGGUAGCUUGAAAGGUCAGUCAAAUGACGGUGUGAUGCUUAAUUGAAUGACAAUUGUCCAAUGAUGUUACUUUAAUAAAAUAAAAAGAAACAAAAAAAUCAAUGAGGAUAAAAACAAAACCAAAACUAUUCUAACCAAAAUACACAUUUAUAUAAAAAGAAUUAUUUCAAGAAAAUUGAAAUACAAAAUAUAAAAUAAUAUAUUGUAUAUUAAAGUAUUUAAUUGCUAAAUGGGAUGUUGAGUUGUCCAAUACUCUUAUAUAAAAACAAACAUACAUACACACAUAUACACCCAAUUUGCAAAUGUUUACAAAUAUACACUUGAACAUUAGCUCAUACUUAUAUAUAAUAUAAUGAAUAUUAAGUAUGAAGAGUAUGCAUCUCAUACACCCAUACACAAAAAUUUAAACUAUUACAUAAAUAAAUAGAUACGAAUUCCUGUAUUAUUGCUAAAACGCCAUUGUGGCCGGCUGAAAUCAGUAAGGAAUAUUUAAAUAUACAUAAUUAUAAAUUUAUACACCAAUAAAAGAGCAAAAACUAAUUACAUGUGUAUACGGGAUAUAUACAUCGUAUAUGUGUGUACACAUAUAUAUGCAUAUGUAUAUAUAAUGUAUAUGGUAAAUGCUUAACAUGUGUAAUAUAGGUAAAACAAAUGCAAAAAAUACUAAAGAAAAACUCUGGAUCGAAAAUGUACUAAAGUUAAAACGACAAACAUAUAUAUAUAUAUAUGAAUACACACAUACAUACAUAUAUUACAAAAAUGCAUAAAUAUAUAUUUUUAAGAAAUGUUCUAAAAGCAAUAAUUACAAACAACAAGAAGAUAUAUAUAUAUAUAAUAUUGUGAAAACAUUAUGUAUUGGUAAAAAAUAAUCAAUAUAAAAUAAAAUAUAGUCUAAUGUUAUAUACAAAAUAUACAUAUAAAGCAAAUAUUUAUCUAUAAAUGCUAAGGAAAAAAUAUUAUAUAUAAAAGUAUUAACCCAAAAAAGGAUUACCCUUAAUAGCGAUACCCUAAAAAUCUAAAAUGGUGGCAAACAACUGACUGUUUAGAAAUUACUAUUUGAAAAAUGCCCUUCAAUUUACAAGCAUGUCGUUUUUCAGCUAAAUCGCCAGUAAAGCGUAUCCUAAUAAAAUAGUUUCCGUUUAAAAAUAAAUGAUUUCAAUGCAACUGCUAAAUGAAUUUUAACUUCAAAAAUUAUUUUAUUACAUUGAGUUUUAACGCUUAUAUAAGCCUAUUAAAAUCAUCCAUAAAAUGGAUUCAUCGCAUGACAAAAUUUUUAGAAAGCUGAUUUUAGAGUCUCAAAAAAAAAAUUGAAAGUGUUUGUGCAACAGGCAACUAUGCACAAUGUGUAUUAUUUUUCCCACAAAAAUUUGAAUCACGCUAGAAACCGGACAAAAGCCUCGGGAACACAUUUUGUUUAUGCCACUUUAUUAGAACAAACAGUGAAAUGAAACGAAAAGUGAGCAAUCUUUUGGAAUGUUAGCAGCAAACGUCAUAAUCCUUCGAUAUUUUCUUUACUUACUUUUAUCUGGUUGGUUUGAAUUAAGCUUCCUUUGAUUCAGCAAUCUUUUACCAAUUUUUUUGUUCCAUACUAAAACGUCGAUUCGAACGCAUAGUAAAAGCCCUCAGACUGUUGCUGGUGAUUUAGCCUUAAUUUGUAUGGCAAACGUCAAAGCACGCACGAAAUAUGGAGGAAACGUUCGCCCAAAAAUCGAUUAAACGUUUACAAAGCGUGAAUUAUGUACAUACAUAUAUAUUUAACAAGUGCAACAAUUGCUGAAAAAAUAUGUGCCAAUACCUUGAAAUAUGGCCCAAUGAGAAUUUAAGAGAUUCGGCAUUUUUCUUUUUACAGAUCACCGGAAAAAUAUCAGUUUCAAUCUACGGUUUAUAUGAUUGUUGCUAUCGACUUUGAAUUUAAUUUACGUAAGAGUCGGAAUUUACAAAUAAUUUGUUAUUUCAUUAAAAUUAAAAACUGUACUGUACAUACAUGCAUAUUUUGCUUGAAUUUGAAUUUUUUUCGCAACUCAUUUAUAUGAUAUUUUGAAGAAAAUAUAGAAUAACUAGCAACAUAAAUAAAAAAAAAAUCUUGAAUAGUCAAAUGAAAAACACGUCCUUUAGAACAAAAUCAAUUUUAGUCAAUUAACAACAAAUAUAAUUAUAAUGCAUAAGAAGAAGAAAAAUCGAAUAAACAGCAUAAAGAAUUGUUUGUAUGUAAAACUAAUUUCUGUUAAGCUUUUAAGCAUUUAUUCAAGUUUUGUAUUUAUUCCAAUUAAGCUUUUUUUCAUUAGAGCAAUUUUGAAAUGUAUUAAAUAUAAAUACGAAAGGCGCAACGCCUCCGCAUUUUUGAAAGCGAUAAAUCGCAAAAGCUUUAAAUACUUGAAGUUUUAUAUUUAUUCAACUAAAAAGACGUGCAAUCGGGCCUGCUUAUAUAAUACGAUAAUACAUACAUAAGUUUACUGGUGGUACAUGCCCUCAUGGCACAACCGGACUUUUGUCAAUUUAGGUCAAAACAGCAUAUAAAAUACUAUAAAAAAGCCAUUAAGAUUAAGCCAAGGCAAGAACGGAAACCCUGUUGCAUGAAAAGACAAUUUAUGAAAAGAAAAAAAUACUUAAAAAUAAAA
This is a messenger RNA of Ceratitis capitata (Mediterranean fruit fly), 8680 nucleotides long. RefSeq names its product RNA-binding protein Musashi homolog Rbp6. The transcript has 10 exons. Gene Ontology annotation, cellular component: cytoplasm. Gene Ontology annotation, molecular function: RNA binding. NCBI's taxonomy places the organism in Eukaryota, Metazoa, Arthropoda, Insecta, Diptera, Tephritidae. The record is from RefSeq and is a predicted model, not a curated record. The coding region runs from base 1658 to 2425 and encodes 255 amino acids.